AUGGAGUCUCUCUUGCACUGGGCUAUCCAACACUCCGACACCACUACCCCUCCCACCACCUCAACACUCGAAGCACAAGCCCGUCUCCGUUCGCUCGACCCUGGUAUAAUAGAAACCAUCCUCGGCCAACCCGAUGCGGCCAAGAUGCGUCAAUCACUCGCUCUAGCGCAGGACCAGGGCCGGUCAAGAGCAGAGAGGGUCCAGGCUCUGGAUGACCUGGAGAUGCUGGUAGAGAGCUUGGAUAACGCGAACGAUCUUGCUCCUCUUGGUUUAUGGAAGCCGCUUUUGGGGCUGCUCCAGUCAGAGGAAGAAGAGAUCCGACGAGCAGCGCUCUGGGUCGCAGGGACGGCAGUGCAUAAUAAUCCUCAAUCUCAAAGUGACUUCUUGGCGCUGGACCCGCUCCCGGCGGUAUUGGGAUUCGUGAGAGAUGGGGAGGGGGAGACGAGGGCCAGGGCGGUUUACGCGCUAAGUGGUGCUGUGGGACAUAACCCGACCGCCGUGGGACGGAUGGAAGAGUUGGGAGGUUGGAGAGUUUUGAAGAACGCACUGGAGGAUCCGGCACCGAAAGUGAGAGUCAAAGUCGCUUUCUUGCUGAACACUCUUCUCCUCCUGGAUACCCCACAAACCCAGGAUCAAGCCCACGCGUACGCGCAUGAUACUUCCGUAGCCCCCUACCCCCGUGCACAAAAAGAGUUCACAACUCAAACAACAAAAGGCCGAACCCGCGCAGCGUUCAAAGCUGAGGGGAUCGUUGAUACACUGAUAGAGAUCCUUUCCCGGGAGGGAGAGGAGGAAGAGGACUUGAGGGAGAAGACAGGAAGAUGUUUGCUUACUUUCCUGGAGGGUGGGGAUGACGCAUGGACGGGGGAGCAGAAGGAGACUCUGAGGAAGGCUCUUGGUGUCCAUUCCGGAGGGAAACUGGGCUUGGACCAGGAGGAAUGGGAGCGGCUCACGGGGAGUGUACGUUGAACAGCCUCCUAUCUAUCGUUGAGCUUCAGUGUACUUUAACUCCAGGCUGCGAGGUGCCUGCGUCGGAUGU
Messenger RNA from Dacryopinax primogenitus, 1039 nucleotides. RefSeq names its product ARM repeat-containing protein. Bases 1 to 969 code for a protein of 322 amino acids. The record is from RefSeq and is a predicted model, not a curated record. The transcript has 2 exons. NCBI's taxonomy places the organism in Eukaryota, Fungi, Basidiomycota, Dacrymycetes, Dacrymycetales, Dacrymycetaceae.